GUCGCUGCUUCAAUGAAGACAAAGACGAUUUUUUCGCCUGGGCCAGAAUAAGGAAUAAAGAUGCGGUGGAUACUAAAUUGCAGCCCAAAACAAUUUACGACUGUUAAUGAAGCCAUUGCCAACUUAAACCAACUGCAACCUGAACAAUCAAAGACUAAGAGUGAUGAUGACUCCAAGUGCUAUGAUAGUGACCCUCAGAUUGAUUUCGAGGUGCCUGCCAUGCCUGCCCCCGUAGCGCCCAGUCCCAAAUUAACAAGCAUUCGACUAACUAGGUCUGAAAUUUAUGUUGUCAGCAUUCCUCCAGCAGAAAUGGUUUCGAGGGGACAUCAAGUCCGGAUGCCAUAUCGGUCAAAGGAAACGCAGACCACUAAUUUUCAACCUGACCUCACCCACACUUCAGUGUCGAUCAUGGAGGUACCAAGUACGCCUGAAACUGCAUCUACCCCUCAGCCAAAAUACAAGAGGAAGCGUUCUGAUUCAGGUAACGAUGAGGAGACUGAGCCCUUGGCAAAGCAUUCUUUGUCAUUUGUGGAUGAUGAAACCAAGGACCCCUCUUGGAAUCCAAAUAUGUCUUUGGAAAGUGUUGCAUCUACUAGUGAUGCCAACAAUAAGCGAGCAUCCUCAUCCCUGACCGAGGGCAUGUGUGCAGUUUCAGUGUCCAAGCUUUUGGAGCUGUUCCACAUCUGCUACAACUGCGGCUCAAUGGUGACCAUAACACAGUCAUGCUUGUCAUGUGAUGUAUCUGGAAAUGGCAGAGCCAGUCCACUGAGGUUAAGAACUCCUACCACAUGGAGCUGGAGGGCCUGUCCCGAUGUGUCGAUGAAGUGAAAGCAUACGUCCCACAUGUUAAGAUAGAAUUAACAACUGAUGGCCACAAAUCAAUGGAGAAGUGGUUGAGAGAGGAACAAUCGGACACCAUAAAGCAUUAUUUUGAUGUGUGGCAUGUUGCUAAAGGACUGAGGAAAAGACUCAAGCCCAUAACCAUGAACAGGCGGUUUCAGCUGGUCAACAAAUGGCUGAAAAAAGUAUUAUCAAUCACUUGUACUGGUGUGCCAUGACCAGCAAUAACGACCAAUCAUUGAUCUUGGCCAAAUGGAGAUCAAUAGUUAACCAUAUAGCCGGCGUCCACACGCACGAAGAAAACGAACUGUUCCCCAAGUGUAUCCACAGUCGUAUUCCAAGGCAGUGGUUUAAGAAAGGAACAGAAGAAUACGACAAGGUGUUUGCUCUGCUACUCAACAAGAACCUUCUACAUUCAAUCUCAAAGCUCAGCUCGGAUGGCCAGACAUCUGGUUUGGAGGGAUACCAUAGCAGCCUUCUACACUUCGCCCCAAAGAUGUACCAUUUCGGAGACAUGUAUUCAUCCACGACCGGAAGUGUGGCAGUCACAUAGAGCUUAUCAAAAUGUCAAGUUGUGGUAAAUACAUGGCUGGGAUGGACCAAAGUGGAAUUAAUUCUCAAUCUGUGGUUGAUUCUUAAUCUACAGGGUCAGGCCAUCACAGAAAUAUGCUUUUUGAUAAUAUAUUUAAGAAAAUGUGGUCUCACUGGUCAGUUUAGAACUUGUAUUUUGACAGGGCCAUAUCAAUGCGUCAGUGACAUUUUGAUGGAUAUGGUGUACGGAAAUCAUUUUUUCUCUGGCAAUCGGUAUUGGAAUGUUUUUAAACUUUAUUAUGCUAUUGGCAAAGGAUUCUUCUUGACACAUAUAAAAUUUUGUGCAGAUUGAUUGGUCCAAGGUAUACUGUUUUUACCAAAACUUAUGAACAACAAUGUAGACUUAAUGUACACAGGGCUCUGGCUUAGUAGUCAAAAUGGUUGACCAAGUAUGAAAAUUUGACCCUUGCCAUGCUUGCACGCACAUUUUAUCUCAUUUUCUCUAUUCUGCACGUCCUUUUCAUUCCUUUUUCUUGUAGUUGAACCAAUAUUUAUGGCAUUAUUGUGCAUAUUAACCCUUUUCAGCCGCAAUCAUGGAUUCAGUCCUUAAAACUGAAAAUAAACCAGCACAGCGAACCUGAUCUGAAGUCGAAUACUAGUACAAUUCAUUGCUGCUGCUGAAAUUCGGGCACCAAGUCUCUUGAGCUUCAGUGGAAUGGACUUUCCCCGUGUAUUGUUCAUGGUGUGGAUUGCUGCAUGAACACGACUGCGAUAGUUUUUAAGGAAUAUAACAUGAAGCAAACAGUCACUGAAGAAACAACUGAUUACCACACCAAAUUAGACCUUGUAUUUACAAAUGAACAUCAUGUGGAUCAUACAGGGGUCAUUGACAAUCGCUGGUCUGACCAUAAAAUGAUAUAUACAGCUUUACCAAUGUCAGAAUCACUGACCCCAUAGCCUUCCCUUUGACACAGGCCUUCCCAAGAAAGGUGCUGAAAGCAUCCUCCAUGCCGGCACUACAUCUACCGUCGCCGUCGGUUUUACAGCAAUGAACAACAUCCUGUCCCCUCCGGCGAAGUAUCUUCAGUGGGCUGACCGUGUUCUCGACCGUCGGUGCGUCCGAUCGCUCACGCACAACAUUGUUGUAAUCCUCAUGACUGAAACGAGACCAGCUAUCAUCGGUUUUCUCCGGAGGCAUUGUCCUGCUGUAGGGCGAGUGACUCUUCUACUGGUUGCAGUAUCCUGCAAGACCUGGGUCCUGUCAGUUCUCUUCGCAAUCUCUGAUUGAGGUACUGAUGCAUCAGAUCACUCUUCAAGGACAAGGCUGUACCGGCACGAUAUCUCCUCAUUGAGAAUGUGACCAAUUUAACAUCUACUAUCUGUUGAGGUGGAUUCAUAACAAAGCAUUUUAGCAUUUUUUCUCUCUUUUUAAUGAAUCGACAUAUUUGUCAGAUUUCAACGCAUUUACAGAGUAUAAGCGCAGACCCUUGCGGCAUUGGGCACCAGAGCCAAUGAUGACAUGUGCCAAUAUAUUGUUAUUUCUGAUUACAUGUAUAGUCUUUGUAUAAAACAAACUGCUCCAUAGUAUCAAGUCAUAUUUGACAAAAUUAUUAGCUCUUGAGUUUGGUUUAGCUUCAGAAUUAAAAGGUGGGCGUGGCACAUUCAGAUAUAGCUUUGAGUAGAUGAACUCCUCAAAUUUCUUUAAAAGUCAAUAUUAUUUAAAACUUUCUUUUGCAGACUGUUGUGAACAUCUGGGGGAAUCUAGGCAGAAAUUCUGACCUGGGGUCAAAACUGGCAGUACUAGGGCAGAGACAUGUAUUCAUCCACAGGCGGAAGUGUGGCACUGGCACAUAGUCCGUACUGAACUGUGAAGCUGUGGUAAAUACAUGACUGUGAUGGGUGAAAGUGGAUUUAUUCUUCAAUCUUUGGUGGAUUCUUAAUCUACAGAGCCAGGCCAUACGUAACAGGGAUAUACUUUUUGAUAAUUAAUUUAGGGAAAUAUUGUGUCAGUGGCCAGUUUAGAACUUGUAUUCUAAUAGGCCCAGUCCGCAGGUGACGAUUUGAUGGCAAUCCUGUACACAAAUCAAUUUUUCUCAGGCAAUCGGUAUUGGAAUGUUUUGAAUUUUUACACAUAUUUUGAUAAAAGCCUCUUCAUAACACAUGUAAAAUUUGGUGAGAAUUAAAGCACCCUUGGUGUACUUCUUUCACCAACCUAUGUUCAUUAAAAUGUACACAGAAUGUACACGCUGGCUAAUAGAGGUCUCUGGACUGCAAAUUUUUUUUUUGCGUCUCAGUAGUUAAAUUGAUUCAUAGAUACAGUAGUUGUCAGGUUCAUAAUAAUGUUCAGUUAUGGAUAAUUUGAUUCUUUUCUGGUAUUUUGAUUGUGUACAACUCAAAAUUUAGCAAGGGGGGAUUUGCUGUGUAUUCCACUCUUUGUAAUUCGCGCCUUACGUUGGUGGCGCCGUCUGUGUUAAGUUGAA
Lineus longissimus is the source of this 3851-nucleotide messenger RNA. RefSeq lists its product as uncharacterized. The transcript has 13 exons. Bases 61 to 828 code for a protein of 255 amino acids. The record is from RefSeq and is a predicted model, not a curated record. Lineage: Eukaryota; Metazoa; Nemertea; Pilidiophora; Heteronemertea; Lineidae.